This is a messenger RNA of Trichosurus vulpecula (common brushtail), 3817 nucleotides long. It is a transcript of the gene KCNQ5, whose product is annotated as potassium voltage-gated channel subfamily Q member 5. Gene Ontology annotation, biological process: transmembrane transport; potassium ion transport. Bases 1 to 2685 code for a protein of 894 amino acids. The transcript has 14 exons. The record is from RefSeq and is a predicted model, not a curated record. Lineage: Eukaryota; Metazoa; Chordata; Mammalia; Diprotodontia; Phalangeridae. Gene Ontology annotation, molecular function: voltage-gated potassium channel activity. Gene Ontology annotation, cellular component: membrane.
AUGAAGGAUGUGGAGGCGGGCCGGGGCCGCGUGCUCCUGAACUCGGCUGCCCGCGGGGACGGCUUGCUGCUGUUGGGCACCAGCGCCGGCGCGCUUGGCGGCGGCGGCGGCUUCAGGGAGAACCGCCGGGCGAAGCACGGAGCCCGGAUGAGCCUGCUGGGGAAGCCGCUGGCUUACAACAGUAGCCAGAGCUGCCGGAGGAACGUCAAGUAUCGGCGGCUGCAGAAUUAUCUGUACAACGUACUGGAGAGACCCCGAGGGUGGGCGUUCAUCUACCACGCGUUCGUCUUUCUCCUUGUCUUUGGUUGCUUGAUUUUGUCAGUGUUUUCUACCAUCCCUGAACACACAAAAUUGGCUUCUAGUUGCCUCUUGAUUCUGGAGUUUGUGAUGAUUGUCGUCUUUGGUUUGGAGUUCAUCAUCCGUAUCUGGUCAGCUGGUUGCUGCUGUCGCUACAGAGGAUGGCAAGGAAGAUUGCGAUUUGCCAGAAAACCAUUCUGUGUUAUAGAUACCAUUGUUCUCAUCGCUUCAAUAGCAGUUGUUUCUGCAAAAACUCAGGGUAAUAUUUUUGCAACAUCCGCACUCAGAAGUCUUCGUUUCCUACAGAUCCUCCGCAUGGUGCGUAUGGACCGAAGAGGAGGAACUUGGAAAUUAUUAGGUUCAGUUGUCUAUGCUCACAGCAAGGAAUUAAUCACAGCUUGGUACAUAGGAUUUUUGGUUCUUAUUUUUUCAUCUUUCCUUGUCUACCUGGUGGAAAAGGAUGCAAAUAAACAGUUUUCUACUUAUGCAGAUGCUCUCUGGUGGGGUACGAUCACAUUGACAACGAUUGGCUACGGAGAUAAAACUCCCCUAACUUGGCUCGGAAGAUUGCUUUCUGCAGGUUUUGCCCUCCUUGGCAUUUCUUUCUUUGCGCUACCCGCUGGUAUUCUUGGCUCAGGAUUUGCACUAAAAGUGCAGGAACAGCACCGCCAGAAACACUUUGAGAAAAGAAGGAAUCCAGCUGCCAGCCUAAUUCAGUGUGUAUGGCGUAGUUAUGCAGCUGAUGAGAAAUCAGUUUCCAUUGCUACCUGGAAGCCUCAUUUGAAGGCCUUGCAUACCUGCAGUCCUACCAAGAAAGACCAAGGGGAAGCGUCCAGCAGCCAGAAGCUAAGUUUUAAAGAACGGGUCCGGAUGGCUAGCCCAAGAGGUCAGAGUAUCAAAAGCAGACAAGCAUCGGUGGGAGACCGGCGAUCGCCAAGCACAGACAUCACGGCUGAGAGCAGCCCAACCAAAGUGCAGAAAAGCUGGAGUUUCAAUGACCGAACUCGCUUCAGACCUUCCCUGCGUCUCAAAAGUUCUCAGCCAAAGCCAGUAAUAGAUGCUGACACCGCUCUUGGAACAGAUGAUGUAUAUGAUGAGAAAGGAUGUCAAUGUGAUGUUUCAGUAGAAGACCUCACCCCACCACUGAAAACUGUCAUUAGGGCCAUCAGAAUUAUGAAGUUCCAUGUGGCAAAAAGGAAGUUUAAAGAGACAUUACGUCCCUAUGAUGUGAAAGAUGUCAUUGAGCAAUACUCUGCUGGACAUCUGGACAUGCUUUGCAGAAUCAAGAGUCUUCAAACACGCGUUGAUCAAAUUCUUGGAAAAGGGCAAAUCACAUCAGAUAAGAAGAGCCGAGAGAAAAACACUGCAGAGCUGGAAACUGCAGAUGACCUCAGCAUGCUAGGCCGUGUGGUCAAGGUUGAGAAACAGGUACAGUCUAUAGAAUCAAAACUGGACUGCCUACUAGACAUAUAUCAACAGGUCCUAAGGAAAGGCUCUGCAUCAGCCCUGACUUUGGCUUCAUUUCAAAUUCCACCUUUCGAAUGUGAACAAACAUCCGAUUAUCAAAGUCCUGUGGACAGCAAAGAUCUGCCUAGUUCCGCACAAACUAGUGGCUGCUUAUCCAGGUCGGCCAGCGCCAACAUCUCCCGAGGCCUGCAGUUUAUACUUACACCAAAUGAGUUCAGCACGCAGACUUUCUAUGCUCUCAGCCCAACUAUGCAUAGCCAAGCAACACCGGUGCCAAUGAGUCAAAGCGAUGGACCGGCAAUGGUGGUCACCAACAACAUUACAAACCAAAUACACCAGGUGACCAAGCCGGUGGCCCCAACCACCUUACAAAUCCCCCCUCUCCCAGCCAUCAAACAUAUCCCCAAACCUGAGCCCAUACAGAUCAGCCCUGCCACCAUGCAGGAGAGUAUCUCUGAUGUCACUGCCUGCCUCGUUGCCUCAAAAGAAAGCGUUCCAUCUAUACAGUCAAACCCAACCAAGGAUCGUUCCCUGAGAAAAAGCUUUGACAUGGGAGGAGAGACCCUGCUGUCUGUUCGCCCUCCAGUGCAGAAAGAUUUGGGCAAAUCAUUAUCUGUACAAAACCUAAUCAGAUCGACAGAGGAACUGAAUGUGCAGCUUUCAGGUAGUGACUCGGGGGGCUCCAGAGGCAGCCAAGAGUUUUAUCCCAAAUGGAGAGAGUCCACUUUAUUUAUAACUGAUGAAGAAGUGGGCCUAGAAGAGACAGAAACUGAGACUUUGGAUAGCAUUUCUCAGUCUGCCAAGGAAACAGCUUUCCCUUCUGACUCUCUAAGGACUGGAAUGUCAAGAUCAUCUCAAAGCAUUUGUAAGGCAGGAGAAAGUCCAGAUGUACUCAGCUUGCCUCAAGUCAAACUUAAAUAAUUUCUUGAUUUUCUUUCUAGGCUUAGCACUUCCUUUAGCCAUACAUAUCAUUGCAUGAACUAUUUUGAAAGCCCUUUUUAAAAGAUAAAAUAAUGAGAAUCAGGAAGAAUAAGAAAGGCAGUUUAAGAGCCCAUUAUCUUCUAAUUGCAUGAAAAUGCAUGUUUCAGAGAUGGCUGAAAUUCCAAGGUACACCUACAUUAACCCAUUCAUUUAAUAAGGUACCAGAGGUUAAAAUCCUGAAGGAAAAAAAAAAUCUUACACAGCUAUGGGCUAGAUGAAAAAAGGAAAAAUUUGAGCAUUUAUGAAAAUUGAUACUGUAUUUUGAAAGUAUGGAAGUAAAAAUCUUAAAAUUUAAGGCAUUUUUGCUUCAUGGUUAAAUACAAAAAUGUUAUUUUCAAAACUGGGCCAUUGUGUAUGUUUAUAACUCAAAAGACUGUUUCCAACUGCUGGCAAGGUACCAUGAAAAGCAUAUGCGGGAAUAUUAGAAACGGCUACCAUCGCAAGAUAGAUGUGUCAUUCCUAGGCUAUCCCUUAAUAUACUUUAAAAUGUUGAUUUCUGUAAUUUGGGGGUGACAGUGUUGGGGUAAAUGAGUUUACGCACCAAACAUUCUUUUUCUAUGAAAUGUGCAAAUGAAAAAGUUUGAGGUCAGUGGAAAAAGCAAACAAAUUGGCCCAGUGUUUGGGGAUAUCAGGUUUAGAGAAAGCUCUUCCUUGAUAAUUGAAUCAACUGUGGCCAACCGAAUUGGUUGAUUCCAGGCUUGGGGCUGUAGCAACAACUGGCUUCUGCACAAUCAACCCACUCGACCAUAGGAUAACCCAGACUGGCCAGGAAGACAGCCAAAGUUAACUGGUCUGACUGCUGCAUGGUCCAGUUAUUUCAGUGAUGGGGGCACAGCCUCCCACCAAGUCAUGCCAAUGCUGCUUUUAAACUCUUCUGAAAUUAAUGUGUUUUAACAGUGGAGUUCUAAGGAAAUGGGAUAUAGGUCCUAUUGUUCCUUCUCUCCCAAGGGAGCUGUUUCUUUCCCACAAAGCUGACAGUGACAGGUAGAAUGCACACACACAAGAGAGAUGGAGAAUUUAGAUGGGUCUGAAGUAAGACAAGAAGUGAAUGAAAGGAAAGGACAGAACCAGG